AUGAACAUUGAUGCGAGCCAACAUAGCAAUACUAUUCUGCAACACGUCGAAGAGCAAUUGGAAGCCAUGUCACCUUUGAGCUGUAUCUCACCAGACCCAGAAAGAUUCAGCAAGCUGGAGAGAUUAAGAGCCGCACAGUUGCGAGUAUUGGAUUUCAUGCGAUCUAUUGUCAAGAAGAGCAUGGGAUCGGAAUUAAAGAAGUUACUAUUACUUGAGCGGCCAAUCGAGAUGGAUAUCAUUCUAAUACGAGUGUGCCAGGAAACCGAGUAUUUCAGCGAGAUGAAAUGCUUGAAAACGGGAAGCAGUAUUAUGGAUCGGAAGAGCAAGCUAUUCAAAUGCUCUCCGUACUUGGACGAAGUAAGCAUACUGCGCGUCAAGGGAAGAAUCGACCUAAUAGAAGGAGUCGAAGUAAACCUAAAGCGACCCAUAAUCCUACCAAGAAGACAUCGAUUUACAUUUCUACUGGUUGAGUCGUAUCAUCGCCGGUACCAUCAUCUGUACGACGAGAUCGUGGUCAAUGAACUACGGCAAAAAUUCCUGAUAUUUGGUCUGAGAGCCUUGGUGAGAGAGGUUUCUCAAACUUGUCCAGCAUGCCGGAUGAGGCGCGCGCGUCCUAGGCCUCCAGAAAUGGGAAGUCUACCGCGCGAGCGUUUGGCGCACCACAUGGCGCCGUUCACCUAUACAGGAGUGGAUUACUUUGGGCCCAUCGACAUCAUCGUUGGACGACGUCACGAGAAGCGCUGGGGUGUUCUGUUCACAUGCCUCACAAUUCGUGCCGUACACCUGGAUAUUGCAACGUCAUUGUCAACCGACUCUUUUCUUUGUAUUCUAAAGGCAUUUAUAGCGAGACGUGGUUGCCCGCGACGAAUGAUGUCCGAUAAUGGAACUAACUUCCGAGGUGCGAGUAGAGUGUUAAAAGAUGAAGUGGAGCGUAUAUCGACCAGGGAUGUGGAGACCAAAUACCCAGAAAUGGAGUUCAUGUUCAUUCCGCCAGGCUCACCGCACAUGGGCGGUGCAUGGGAAAGAUUGGUACGCUCAACAAAGUCCAUUCUAACGGAGAUCUUGCCGCCUGGUGGAUUGCGAGAAGAAGUGCUUCGUGCUGCGUUGGCUGAUGUGGAGGUGGAAUUCGUGAACGAGACAGCGAAAUCCAUAACGGUGACAAGCUUGCCAAAGGAUUCAGAAUUUCGAGCCAGUUAG
This is a messenger RNA of Drosophila albomicans, 1197 nucleotides long. RefSeq lists its product as uncharacterized. The coding region runs from base 1 to 1197 and encodes 398 amino acids. Gene Ontology annotation, biological process: DNA integration. The transcript is spliced from 2 exons. Gene Ontology annotation, molecular function: nucleic acid binding. NCBI's taxonomy places the organism in Eukaryota, Metazoa, Arthropoda, Insecta, Diptera, Drosophilidae. The record is from RefSeq and is a predicted model, not a curated record.